UUCUAUAGAGAAAUUGGCGGUACUGUCAAUUUGUGAACUGUAAAUCCAGAGGGUACUUGCCCCUUUUCUUAUAAGUAUACCGGUGCAGAAGUGCAUUUUGAGUUUUGGAAGCCCUUCUGAUCAUUGAUAAUCAGUUAGUCAACUACAGGCAUAGAGUUAACACCAGCUUUAAGUUUGCAUUUGGACUGUGCACUUGUGUGUUGAGUGAUUUCCAUAAAAUCUGCGAAACGGAAGUGAUUGAAAAGUGUAUUUUUCUACUAUGAUGUCACAUUGUGAUUUCGUUUAUGGACCACCAGAUUCCUUCAGUCCAAUGAAUUCAUCUAAAAAUUCAAAUUCGUCAGAAGAAACGUAUCAAAGUAAUGUGACGAGGCACGAUUGGGAAACUGCGGGAAAUGUGAAUGCUGAUUUGGAACGUGUAAUACUUGAGCAAAAUCCGAAAGUCUUCAAGUGCAAGACUUGCGCCUACGCAUUCAGCACGAAAGAAGAUUUGUGGAACCAUUCGCGGAUUCACAUAAAACCUGAGAAAAUGCGCACUUGUCCGAUAUGUAAUUUCGUAACGGAAUUCAAGCACCACCUCGAGUACCAUGUUAGAAAUCACUUUGGUUCGAAACCCUUUAAGUGUGAAAAGUGCCCGUACUCCUGUGUCAGCAACUCAAUGCUCAACAGUCACAUGAAAUCCCACUCGUAUGUCUAUCAAUACAAUUGUGCUGAUUGUCCGUAUGCCACAAAAUACUUGUAUACGCUCAAGAUUCAUCUGAGGAAGCUACAACACAAGCCAGGAAUGGUUUUCCAUCCAGACGGGACGAUUAAUCCAGAGCCUGUUGUCGACAUUUACGGAACCAAGAGGGGACCAAAGCGGCACCCUAAGAAGACGCAAGGUGAUAAUAUAUCCCUAGCUGAUGCUCAGUAUCAGACGGACCACGUGACGAGGCUGCUUUAUUCCCAAAUGAUGUCUUCGAAAAUGGUCCCAGCGGUACAGAUUUCAGCACUGUCGCCAAUGACAACGCAUGUGAAUUUGGGUGCUAUAGACAACACACUUGGGAUAAACGGAAUAAAUGAUCUUCCCUACCAUAUGACACAUUUCAUAAAAGCAAUGGCUGGCAACAUAUUUUCUUCUGGGCCUCCGUCGAUUAAUUCUGGUUUUUAUCAUGGCAGCAUAACUGCGGAAGAAGCGGUGAAUGGGAAUGCCACAAGCAGCGUGCAGGUUCCGAGCGAGUCUCCUAUAAAUCUCAAAAUCUCAGAAGAAAAUUAUAUUCAGGACAACGAUAAGGGCGUUAUAGGGGUUCCUGAUAUAAGGAGGAAUCAGGUGUCAAAAUAUCAAGAUUAUUAUGUCCAUGAAGAAAUCGUUCCUCUUGACCUUAGCAAAUCUGGAAAAACACGUCAUGGAAGUGGCAACCGAUGAUGAACAAAGUAGUAGUUCCCUGAAUUGAAUUACAGCUCGCUUGUAUUGAUAUUAUCCAUCCGUAUUCGUAUCUACGAUACUCAAAUCUUUGGGCAACGAUUCCUCCAUUUCAUUCGAAAAAGAAAUUCCCCUUUUUUAAUUUUUUCAAUUUAAAGAGGUGUCGGCUUUGGCUUGAAGUUUCCCAUGUAAAAUGCAUGGGGAAAAUCACGUUUUUGAGUUUUUAGAAUUAUUUGUUAGGGCUUGAAAACAUGUGAUGGGGAAGUAUUCUCGUCUUUUUUUUACUUGAAAUUAUUAAUAUUGGUCUAGUGAAAUAUUUAUUAUCAUUGAUUAAUUAAUUUUAAAUUAUUUAAAUGAAAUGUGGGGACGUUGCCCUUUAAAAAAAGCGGUUUCGAGCAACCCUUAUGUACAUUUGUAUAUAUUUAUAUAAAUAAAAAUACAAAAAAAGAAAUUAUACACAUACAUAAAUAUAAGAAGUUAUUUAUAGGCUGUACAAAUUUAAUUGUAGGAAAAUAUGUGAUGUAUGCGUGGCAGAUUCUAAUCUAAAUUGAAUAAAUGGGUGUUAUAUACUUUUA
Molecule: messenger RNA, 1974 nt
Organism: Belonocnema kinseyi
Lineage: Eukaryota; Metazoa; Arthropoda; Insecta; Hymenoptera; Cynipidae
Product: DNA-binding protein Ikaros-like
Exons: 4
Coding region: 260-1402 (380 amino acids)
Biological process (GO): regulation of transcription by RNA polymerase II
Cellular component (GO): chromosome
Molecular function (GO): chromatin insulator sequence binding
Source: RefSeq, a predicted model, not a curated record